GUCUGUGUAUGGAACAGAAUGUUUAUGCAGUUCAGAAUGUGUUUUUCUGUUAUAAUAGCUACUAGCUAGCCUGUGUUAGCCUUAAUGGCUGUUUGUGUGGUCAAUGGAACAGAUGCAGCUUCUGCUCUACCAAAAUAGAUGCAGCUUUUAUUAUAAUUUCUGUAAAGCUUCAUGGUCUUUUACAUAGACCUGUUCACUGUUCUUAAGAAUUUUCUGUAAAUGGUUGUAAAUGCAUCAAAAAGACAUCACCGUUUAUAGAUUUAGCAAAUGAAAUAUCUCUUUCACAUGAAUGCCUUUGAUUCCGGGCAACACUAAAGUGCUGUCAUACAUGUAAUGUGCUAUAUGUUUUUCUGUAAGGAGGUGGCAUUAUGUCAGACAGGGAUGAGGGUACAGUGUAUGACAGCUUCCAACUCCGGAACCAAUGGGAGAACAGAGCUAAGCAGUUCAGUGAAAAAGAACAACAAGAGAUGGCGAGACAAGGAAAGAGUGCCCUAAAUGGGCUUUACAAAAAAUGGCAGUCUAGCCUGGCAAACAAAAAUGGCACUAAAAUAGCGGAGAAGAAAGGAAGUUGCAAUGACAUGUCUGACUUCCGAAAGGUUGUGGUGAUUCCUGACACUGAUGUUCACAACAAUAAGGCAAUGUUUAAAGUGAUACCUCCUCCAAAGAUACCCAAACCCCUUCCACCACCACCAACUAAAAAGAUACCACCCAAGAGGGCGAAGCCUCAGGUCAUCAAACCAUCAGGGGGCUGGAAUGAAUCAUGGAAGUGCCUAAAGCCCCCAGAGCAGGAAGUUCUGUCUCAGGAAAAACGGUGGAGGGAUUUUAAGGGGGAUAGAUACCUACCUCUCAGCGACUGGGCAAGGCCCUUCAGGUGUCGACCACUGUUGUUUAGUAACAUGCUUCACCAGCAAACAGAGUACUGGCAGCUGAUAUGGUCAUCGUUCAGCCGGGAACAAAACAAAAAACUCUUGAAAGCUAAGCACUUGGUGGAUGAAGUAAACCAUCAAGGGUGGGAGAAUGCUUGGAAGACAUUCAAACCUUCAUCAGAAAAGCUGAUUGUUCCAGAAACUGUAAAGCUCAAAGUAUUUUUGCCAGGGUGGGACGAAUCUUGGAAAGUUGCAUGUUUCACAGUCCAAAACAGUGUUCAAUGUCUGAAGGAAUGGCAUGCAUCCUGGAGAUCCUGCCAAGAACACAACUGGGGCACUAGGGACUCCCAGUUGAUGUCAAAAUGGAUGCUGUCCAGUGAGCUUUUGGGCUCUCAGCUAGAUGAAGAGAUUCCAAUUUUAUCAAAGUGGAUGGUGUCGUGGAAAUCUGUGAAACCUCAGCCCCAGUCCCAAGAGUCCCAGAUGGACACCAAAGAGACUGAAUCAGAGGUUCAUUUUUCCAAUGUGCCACUGCAUCUCCAGUUCCACAAACUUAACACACCCUUCUCAAACUGGCACUUGUCUUGGAAAGUUUCAACUGUCGAUAAUGAUGUAAAUGGAGGAGGAUGGAAGAGUUCCUGGAAGAUAUGUAGACAUAAUCUAAAUAUAAAUGACACAAAAUCCCAAAGAGAUGUUGUGUGUUUCUCAACUAAGCAUGAGAUCCAAAGGUUCCUGGGUAUUCACUGCAUGAUCUGGGGUGAAUGGUCUGAAGGCUGGAAGACCAUCAAGCCUCUCUGUUACACUGAGACAAAGGAGGAGGAAAAUGAAAACCUAGAAGAUAGCUAUAAUGAUUUCUCUAAACAUGUGUCAUAUCUUAUAGAGGUUCCUUCAAAUGAUUGGGUAGAGUCAUGGAGAUUUAAGCCAGAUAAACUGUGCACCACCUUGCCCAAGAGGGAACAGCCACUAGCCCAAAAACCAAAAGAGAAUCUGCGAGUCAACACAUCAUCACCUCUUCAACUGUACAAAGACAUUUUUAUACAGGCAAGCUGGGGUGAUUCCUGGAAGUGUCUAAAGCCCCCAAAGAAGGAAGUCCAAUUUCAGAAGAACAAUUUGAGAGGAUUUAAGCAAGAUAGAGACCUAACUCUCAAUGAAUGGGCAAAGCCCUUCAAGUGUCGACCACUAAUGUUGAGUCACAUGCUCCAUAAACAAACAACUUUGUGGCAUCAGAAUUGGUCAACGUUCAACUGGAAACAAAGAAACAUAUUACUUAAUGCAAAGCCAUUGGGCAAUGACACAAACCUUCCAGAGUGGAAGGAUUGUUGGAAGACUAGCAAGCCUUUAAUCAAGCAACACUCUAAGAAACAGAUAAUCACAGAAAAGGGAAAGCAAAACCCAUUCAUGCCAGGUUGGACAGAAUCUUGGAAGAUUGCAGGUGAAAAUAUCCAAAUCAGUUCUCCAUAUCUGAAGGACUGGCAUACAUCCUGGAGUUUCUAUCACAAACAACAUUCAUUCACAGCCUUUACAAACUCCCAGAAUUAUCUGCAUCUACCAGUAUCACCAAAUUCCAAGCUUUCCAAUGAGCUGUUAUGCUUUCAGCUUGAUAAAAAUAUUUCCUCCUUUCCAGAGUGGAGAGAGUCUUGGAAAACUGUGAAAUCUCAACCUCAUCUCCAGUCUGAGCCUAAUAAGAUGUCACAUGCACCACUGCAUCUCCAGUUCAAUAAGAUUAACAACACAACUUUCUCAUCCUGGAGCAAGUCAUGGAGAAUUUUACCUACAGAAAGUGAAGAUGAACAACAGAGAGAAUGGAAUGAUUGCUGGAAGAUAUAUAUUCAAAAUAGAAAUGACACUGAAGACAUUGUGUUUCUACCCAGUAAACAUAAGACUCACAGGUUUCUGGGUGUUCAACAUUUUAAAAACAGUGUGCCUCAGAAUGAUUGGUCUGAAUCCUGGAUGACAAAGCAGAAACAACAGCAGAUGGAGGACUGGACAGGUUCAUGGAGAUUAUGCGUUGACCCAAAGUCCAAAAACUUUAUAUCAAUAACUCAGUGGAGAAACUCGUGGAAACUCUCAAACCCAAAUUACCCACAUCAAUUUAACCAGGAAGCACACACACACAAUGGUCCAAAAUACCACAGGCACCUCGAAAAGGUUGAACUGAAUAAGGCAGAAUGGAGCAGCUCCUGGAAGUACUUCAAGUCAGAUUAUCUGGAAUCCAAUACAUAGAGGAAAUGGGGGAGAAUUUACACAGAUAUAAAAACAUCAUAAUAUUUACAUGAAAUUAUCAGAUGUGUAUAUUUGAUCCUAUACCAUAGCUAACCAUCAAUAACAUAACAUAUUUUUGUUUACUGUCAAUAUUCAUACAUAUAAAGUCUUAUUACCAGACAUAUUGAAGAGUAAAUGACUAUUCAUGACUGCACAUGAAAGUGAGAAGAUUGAGUGGAAGGAAUGUGUCAUGUGUUUUGCAUAGCUGUGUGGAAAACUAUACCUAGCCUUAUCUUAACCUAAUUGUCUUUCUCUUCUUAAUUAUAUUUAAUUGUUGUUGAUUUUUCUACUGUACUGCUGUUUAGAUGUUGUCUUGUCUAGUGAAUAAACAAAUGGUUGU
Esox lucius (northern pike) is the source of this 3465-nucleotide messenger RNA. RefSeq lists its product as uncharacterized. The transcript is spliced from 2 exons. The coding region runs from base 369 to 3086 and encodes 905 amino acids. NCBI's taxonomy places the organism in Eukaryota, Metazoa, Chordata, Actinopteri, Esociformes, Esocidae. The record is from RefSeq and is a predicted model, not a curated record.